Messenger RNA from Rotaria sp. Silwood2, 1089 nucleotides. The record is from the annotation of a GenBank genome assembly. NCBI's taxonomy places the organism in Eukaryota, Metazoa, Rotifera, Eurotatoria, Philodinida, Philodinidae.
AUGAAACAAAUUAUAUUUUUGACAUUGUUGGUUCUGUUAACGAAUACAUGUUCAUGCCAAAAAGGAUUCCCUAAACAAUUUCAAGCAAAACUCAAUAUCAGUGAACAAUCUUCGUCAGUACUAUUUGAUGAUGUUCAAUUAUUGAUUUAUGAUUCUAUAAAUUCACGAGCUCGAUUUGAUGUUCGAGGAUGGCGAGCAAGACAAAAUGAAACUUACAUGGUUAAAUACAAACCUGAAGGUGCUGAAGCUGGUUCACCAGCUUCACAAGGUUUUACAAUGUUUAAUUUCAAUCCUGACUAUCCAGAAUUGACAAAAAAUGAUUGUUGGUACAGAACAAAUCCAAUGAUUGAUAUAGGUCCGUUUCCAUUUUCGUGGCUCAAUCAGGACGGUAAUAUUGAUAUUAAACCAUGGUUUCCAUUACCAUCAAAUCUCAUCAAGAAAGGUGAAGAAUGGAUACCAGAAAUUCAAAAAAAUGCAAUGAGAUAUGAUUCACCAGAAAUUUGUGAUUUGGAACGAUCUGGUAUUGGUAAAGUUCCAUGUUUAAGUUACUUUGAAGCAGAUGAAACACCAGUUAAAACAAUUACAGCACGUGCCGCUAAAGGUAGUUUCGAUGUUGACGAAUAUAUAAAUACAGUGUAUUUGUCAUUUACAUUUGGUAUUCCACCAGAAGCAGAACAACUGUUCAAUUUACCUAAUCAAUGGCCUUCUUAUUGCGGCAAUGCAAAUUCUGACUCCAUACGUGGAUUUGUGGUAACUCCAGAUGGUCAAGAUCAUUUCAAGUUAAAAUUAAAUGGACCACCAGUUCAUUCAUUAGGUGAUCAAGUUAAAGUUGAAUUUAAAGUACAACCAAAUUGGUACUACAAUGGUACACAUUGUGCUAACUUUAAUACGAUUAUUUUCGAUGGAGAAAAUUGGCAAAAACCACAACAAGUUGAUAUGUCGUUUGGAGAUUAUGGUUGUUGUAUAUAUGCAAUUACAGCUGUCGGCGGUGGAUAUGAAUGGCAAUAUACUAUAUCAACAUUUGCGGUUUAUGCUUGUGAUGGACAAGCUGGAUAUGGUUGUAAAGGUAAAGAACCAUGUGGAGCUUAA